This is a messenger RNA of Boleophthalmus pectinirostris (great blue-spotted mudskipper), 1952 nucleotides long. RefSeq names its product Kruppel-like factor 11b (gene klf11b). Gene Ontology annotation, biological process: regulation of transcription by RNA polymerase II. The coding region runs from base 103 to 1518 and encodes 471 amino acids. The record is from RefSeq and is a predicted model, not a curated record. Lineage: Eukaryota; Metazoa; Chordata; Actinopteri; Gobiiformes; Gobiidae. The transcript is spliced from 4 exons. Gene Ontology annotation, molecular function: RNA polymerase II cis-regulatory region sequence-specific DNA binding; DNA-binding transcription factor activity, RNA polymerase II-specific.
CAUCUCCAGCCGAGAGCAGGCAGCGGCACUGGCCACCGCUGGCUCUUUGUUCUGGACGGGCUUUGACAACACUUUAGUUAUAUUUACACUCUUCGUUUCUUCAUGGCAUCGCGAAAUUUCACUGAAAUGGACUCAGAGGGGACAGUGUGUAUAGAAAACUGCGGGCCCCAGCCAAAGCGCAGGAGACAUGACAGUGAGCAGUGCGGGGCAGGCACUGGGUUGGAGUACACAGACCUGGAGGCCGCAGAGGCCCUUGUGUGCAUGAGCUCAUGGGGCCAUGCACCCCUGCUGCGGAAACCACGACCCCUCACACCCGCGUCCGACUCCUGCGACUCCUUGCUGCCCCCAGAGAUGUCAGAGUCUCCCAAGGAUUUUGUAUCCCUCUCUUCCCUGUGCAUGACUCCUCCACACAGCCCAAGCUUUGUGGACUCUUCAACCUCAGGUUCUAGUCAGCGAUGUUCCACAGUUCUGGCCCAUAUCACAGAAAAGCCCCCAUCUGGGCUCCGGCCACCGCAGCCUUGCAAAGCCAUGGCCACCAGCGUCAUCAGACAUACUGCAGACAGCAGCCCCUACCACGUUCCUACAGCACCCAGCUCAGAGUCUCCUGUCAGUCCAGGCGUGUGGCAGAAUCAACAGCAAAAGACUGUGACCAUAAACAACCCCUGUGCUCCCUCCCCUACAGCACAAACUUCCUCAAAACCAUCUUUGGACAAUGUUACACAUAACACACCCUGUGCCCCUCCCACGUUGUCUCCUCCUCCCGUUUCCAGCCCCCAAAUCAUCUGCCAGAUGUUUCCCGUCAGUAACCAAUCAGGCAUCAUCUCAGCAUUCAUCCCCAGUGCAGUGCAGACUUCAUCUCCUCUGCGACCCUCCUCUGGCUGCUCCACAUCCACUGUGCACCAGCCUUCCUCUGGGAGCAGCUCUUCCCCUGUCCCGUCACUUCUGGUGGGCUCAUCAGUACCUCAGGGGACAGUAAUGCUGGUAUUGCCCCAGCCCAGUGUCCCACAAACCCCCCACUGCCCUCAGACUGUCAUGACCCUGGGCAACACCAAGCUGCUACCUCUGGCUCCGGCUCCUGUGUACGUCCCAGCAGGGCCUGGGGCCACCACCACAAAAAUGGACUUUUCUCGCAGAAGAAACUAUGUGUGCAACUUCCCUGGCUGCAGGAAAACAUACUUCAAGAGCUCUCACCUCAAGGCCCACCUCCGCACGCACACAGGAGAGAAGCCCUUCAGUUGUAGUUGGGAUGGCUGCGAUAAGAGGUUUGCUCGCUCUGAUGAACUGUCCCGUCACCGUAGGACUCACACCGGGGAGAAGAAGUUUGUGUGUCCUGUCUGUGAGCGCAAGUUCAUGCGCAGCGACCACCUCACCAAACAUGCCCGACGUCACAUGACCACCAAGAAGAUUCCCUCUUGGCAGGCUGAUGUCAGGAGCCUCAACAAGAUGGCUGUGGGUAAAACAGCCUCCAAACCAGGCCUGGCCACCCUCAGCAUGCUGGUACCUGCUGGCUCCAAAUAGACUAGAAAAAUGCCAUGCUACAGUUUCUGUUCUUCAGAAUCACAGGGAGCAGCCAAGCACAGACGGCUGCCACUAUUCUAUUCAUGGGAAUAUAUAAAAACAUGCACUGGAAAGACAUUCUUUACUGCUCAUUUGUACAUGGAUAUUUGUUUACUUUAUAAAACCUGAAAAUGAAUGCACAUUGCCAAAGCCUUUGUAUGAAGAGUAUCUUACACAUUUCACCCUCUACACUUGUGUCUAAUUUGUGUAUUAAAUGUAUAUGUGAAUGUAUAGUUUAUUAAACUAUAAAAAGCAUUUAUUUGUCACCUUUGGGAAAAUGUAACACCAACAGAAAAUUUAUAAUCUAUAUUAAUCAUUACUUUAAUUAAACCUUCAUGUCUAACUUUUCAUAUUUAAUACUUAAAUAUUUGUAAUAAAAAUGCUGAGGAAAGUGA